UGAUGCAUCUGGGAGCAGCGCUUCUCCCUCACACAUCUGGCUUGGCAUCCCUCGGCUUUGUGCCAUGCUGGACCACGUACUAACUAGUCCUUAUCUCUCCGCUUCACUCCGGACUCUCAUCUAAGGAGAAGGCGAGAUGCACGCAGGGGCUGCUGGUGAGCGGUGGCAGGAGCUGCUGGGUAUGGAGGGGGCACAUGCCAGUCCUUGCGGUGGAGUGAUACAACAUGGGCACAAUGCUGGGACUUGCCUGUGACGGCCGGGGAAGCUCCACUAUAAGAUGGGGUCAGUGACCGUCAUUUGAAAGCUGGAAAGAGUCAGAAGAAGAAAAGUUGCCAAGGAGGACUAUUGCACCAGAUGAAUCCCAUUUCAAAGAUAAUGGCUGGGCAUGCAGAGUUGUAUCUAAUGGAAUAUGAAGCUACCCAACUUGAAAAGCAACAUGUUCAUAGUGUGUAUGAAAGCACAGCCCCUUACUUCAAUGAAGUGCAAAGUAAAGCCUGGCCAAAGGUGCGCCAGUUUCUUCUGGAACAAGAGCCUGGCAGUCUCAUUGUGGAUAUAGGAUGUGGGACUGGGAAAUAUUUGAGGGUUAACAGUGAAAUAUACAAUCUGGGAUGCGAUUACUGCAAGCCUCUAGUGGAAAUUGCCAAGAAUAACAAACAUGAAGUUAUGGUAUGUGACAACCUGAAUCUGCCAUUCAGAGACCAGUGCAUCGACACAGUCAUUUCCAUUGGCGUGAUUCAUCAUUUCUCCACCAAGCAAAGAAGAAUCCAAGCAAUAAAGGAAAUGGCCAGGACGUUAGUUCCAGGUGGUCGGAUUAUGCUGUAUGUUUGGGCAAUGGAGCAAAAGAGUCGUCGCUUUGAAAAGCAAGAUGUAUUUGUGCCCUGGAACAAAGCAUUGCUGCCUCGACGUCCUUCCGAAACCGGCCAGCCUGAAAAUAUUAACCAUAAUGAUAAGCUACAGGACACAACUGCAAACCAAAUUAUAGGGCUGGAAAGAACUGAAAUGAGUAAUUUAGGGAAUUCGAAGCAAUCGCACAAAACGGGCAACUGCAUAUCCGCAGAAUCCUGCUGUAUCACUUUUCCAAAUGAUGAAAAUAGACUUUACAGUUCCAUAGGUCGAUCACUCCGUUCAUGGUUUUUCUCUCGAUCGCUUGAUGAAUCUGCCUUAAGAAGGCAUCUUGACAAGAUGAAGUGUUUCAGCCAAGUUGGUGGAUGGGUAAACAGCCCUGUAUCUCUCCAGCCUUCUCGGCACUGCAGCAUCGAUCUUGGGCACGAAAGGUUGUUUAUGAAGAAACAUAGCUUUGAUGAUGAUGUAUUCAUUAAAAAUAAAUCACAAAAUAAUACUCAGUGGAUCAAAACUUUAAAUGCGGGACAAAAUGAAAAUGGAAAGUUCUGCGAACUUGAUCCUAAAGACCCAAAGCAAGCUUCCAAACAAAUAGAGGAAACACAGUACAGUAACUACAUAGGCAGCCAUGAAGAUAGUCAGCUUACACAUUGUAAAUUAUUAAAGCGAACAUCAACGACAGAAUCAAAUGAUUCCAUUUUGGAUGAAACCGUAUCAGUCGGGGAUGAGGAGAAUGAUCACAGUGAUUCCAAAGCAUUCAUGAGAUACUACCAUGUGUUCCGGGAAGGGGAGCUUAGCAGUCUGCUGGAAACGGAUGUACCGGAACUUCAAAUUACAAGUUCCUGCUUUGACCAUGGCAAUUGGUGUAUAAUUGGAGAGAAGAAAAAAAUUAGCAAUCAGUCAUGAUGAUUAGAAGUAUGAAAACUAUCCAAGAGGAUGCAAUUAAACUGUAGCUUUUUGUCUAACUUAAAAAAGUUGUUUUCAAUACAGUUGUUUCACAAAAUAUAGGGGUUAUGUAAUAAAAGUUUGCACAGGAGCAGUAACCCAUAGUAACCAAUAAGCAGGUAGCAUUUACUGGUUACCUGUUUAAAAGCAAACAUCUUAUUGGCUGAAAUGGGUUACUGUUCCUGGACAAAUUUUAUGUUUUUGGCCAAAUGGGGACUAGUCUAUUAAAUAGGGAUGGUAAAGUUAAAAACAAGUUUCUUAGUUAAACUAGAGACGUGAUCCAAGAUUCAUGCUGGGAGCAUAUUGGAAAUGUACAAACUAGACAACAUAGCUGGUUGUGUCUUUAGUGUACUACCAUGGACAUCAGAAAUCCAAUGAGAGCCACAAAGACAUUUACACUGUAUAAGUAAAGUUUUAGGGGAAGAUAACUUGUUGAACUGUAGAGCUGCUUUAUAUUUGGUAUUGUACACCUAUUUUAUGCUAGGGGUGUAUAAGGCUGAGAUUGAGUUGUGUAAGGACAUUGCUUGACCUUUAAUAGCUGUAUGCAUGACAUCAUCAAUUAAACAGUGAUAUUUAUCCUUAUAUUUGUUACUUAGUCAUGUCAGAGAGUGACAAAUAUAAGCAUACAUUUCUUUGACCCUUCUCUCUCCCUUCACACAAUCAUUUCUACUGAGGACAGUUAAACAGGGCUAUAUUUAGGACCUUAGAACACCCCCAAUGUAACGUUGUGAUGUCACUCACACUGAUGCAAAUGAAGUCACUUCCAGCCUAUGUCACUCUGCCAUGCUCUGAGGCCUGCAUUAAGAUUUCCAGUGGCUGGGGGGGGGGGCAUUUUUGAUUAUUUAUUUAAAAAAAAAAAUGUAUGUCUGUAUUUGUUAUUUAGGCACCUGAGGGCUACCCACAAAAGCUGCAGCCCUAGGCACAGGCCCUUUGGUUCCUAUAGAUACAUAUGCCUGAUACCUAAGCUAACCUAAAUACAAUACAAUAAAUAUAGUAUUUGAUGUGUUCAGUGAUGCUAGACAUGCCUGUGAGAGACUGCAUAGAGAAAGGCAAUUGCUUUUUAUAUCAUGCCCCUCGGUGGAUAGCAUAGGGAACAGGCUCAAACUGCUGGCUUGUAUUAUUAUUUAUAAUCUGUUAUUAACAGGUUAUAAACUACUUCAGAGGAGUUAGUCUUGUCCCUUAAAGGAGAAAGAAAGUCAUCUUGCACUUGUGGGUGCCAAAUUUUAGGCAAGUGAUUGUAUUUACUUAC
Molecule: messenger RNA, 3034 nt
Organism: Xenopus laevis (African clawed frog)
Lineage: Eukaryota; Metazoa; Chordata; Amphibia; Anura; Pipidae
Gene: trmt9b.S
Product: kiaa1456 like S homeolog
Exons: 5
Coding region: 355-1746 (463 amino acids)
Biological process (GO): tRNA methylation; tRNA modification; tRNA wobble uridine modification
Cellular component (GO): cytoplasm; nucleus
Molecular function (GO): tRNA methyltransferase activity; tRNA (5-carboxymethyluridine(34)-5-O)-methyltransferase activity; S-adenosylmethionine-dependent methyltransferase activity
Source: RefSeq, a predicted model, not a curated record